AUGGUAAAAGUGGUCAUUCUGCACCCGGAUCUCGGAAUCGGCGGCGCCGAGCGGCUGAUUGUCGACGCGGCGGUCGCGUUGCAGGAAAGAGGAUAUUCUGUACGUGUCGUCACCAAUCAGUACAAUCCGAAUCACUGUUUUCGGGAGACCAACGAUUUAGGUAAGAAAAUGGAAAUUUUAGACAGUGAAAUCGUGUUUUUCUGUGAAAAACGCGGGUCUUGCCACGAAAACCUCUAAUUUCCAUUGUAGACAUCACGACAGUCGUCCAAUGGAUGCCGCGAUCAAUAUUCGGAAAAGCGCACGCGCUGCUCGCCUACCUUAAAAUGAUCAUCGCCGCACUCUACAUCGUCUGGAAGUUUCCCGAUUCGAAUGUGAUCCUGUCGGACACCGUCUCCGCCAGCCAGCUUGUUCUCCGUCAUUUCUCGCGCGCCAAACUCAUCUUCUACUGUCAUUUUCCUGAUAAAUUGCUUACAAAACGAGACGGCGCCGCGAAGGCACUUUAUAGGUAUGUACGACGGUGGCCGGCGGAAGUACGCAAUCUCAGUGUCUUCAGACGGAUUAUCGAUUCGAUUGAGGAGCACACGACCGGUCUGGCGCACGCGAUUUGUGUGAACAGUCAUUUUACGGAGAACGUCGUUCGCAGCGCGUUCCCGUCGCUCAACACCCACGAGCUCAACGUGCUCUAUCCGUCGCUCAACACCAAGUUCUUCGACGGAAUACCGUACUCGGAAGACAUCAACGCCGAGAUUCCCGCCUCGGCCACGUUCGUCUUCACCUCGUUGAACCGAUUCGAACGCAAGAAGAAUGUGAUGUUGGCGCUCGACGCGUUCGGUUAGUAGUUACGCAAAAUUUAAUUACGCCUCCUUCAUUUUUCCGCACUUUUUUUCCUGAUUAUCCGUCAAAACGCGGAGAAAUUGUCUGGAGAAAUGCAGGGAGGCACCGAGUUACAUUUCAGCAAAACUGCGAGAACAGGUGUCGGCGGACGAGUUUUCCAAGUGUCAUUUGGUAAUCGCCGGCGGAUACGAUCGGAAGAAUCGCGAGAACAUUGAGCAUUUCGAAGAGCUCGCCGCGCAUCUGUCCGACCUCAAUCUGCCCGUUUCCCAAGUCAAUUUUCUGAAAUCGCCGUCCGAUUCGCAGAAAAUCAAUCUGAUCCGACGGAGCCGAGCGAUUCUGUACACUCCGGAUCGCGAGCAUUUCGGAAUUGUGCCCGUUGAGGCCAUGUACUUGGGAACGCCCGUCAUCGCCGUCAAUACUGGAGGUAUACGAUUUUUGUGGUUUUACACCCAAAUUUUUGUAGGACCACGAGAAUCGGUGCGCGACGACGAGACCGGAUAUCUGGUGCCCCAGACGGCCGAAGCGUUCGCCGAAAAAAUGAGGGAGUUGAUGGAAAACGAGGAGAAAUACUUGAAACUGAGCAAGGAGGGACCGAGAUGGGUGCAGUACAAGUUCUCGUUCAAGGCGUUUGCCCGGAAUUUGGAUAAAAUCGUUCAAAAUGCGCUUUUGUUGUAA
Caenorhabditis sp. 36 PRJEB53466 is the source of this 1509-nucleotide messenger RNA. NCBI's taxonomy places the organism in Eukaryota, Metazoa, Nematoda, Chromadorea, Rhabditida, Rhabditidae. The record is from the annotation of a GenBank genome assembly.